This is a messenger RNA of Amoebophrya sp. A120, 5952 nucleotides long. The record is from the annotation of a GenBank genome assembly. NCBI's taxonomy places the organism in Eukaryota, Dinophyceae, Syndiniales, Amoebophryaceae.
AUUUCUAGGUCUGAAUUAGAAGAACGACGACUUUUUUUGCUGAGCGAAAGCAGUUCUUCUUCUUCUAUUGGUGUUUUUUCUUGAAGAAAAAGGUAUAGUACACCACCAUAAACUGGUACCUACUGGCUGCGAAUUUGAAGUUGAACAUUAAGAGCAUAUCAAUUUGAAUUCCGGCCUCUUUGCCAGUGUUGCAAAAAUAUUUCCUAGUGACCAGUAUGCAAAGCCGUUUUCGAGAAGAUCUUCUAAUUCUAUCCCGUUGCGGCGGACCACAACUGCAGGCAGAACCCUUCGGCAACCGCUACCGGCUCGGAGCAAAAAUUGCUUGAAGAUAUCGUGGCCACCAGCAAGAGAAGAGCGUGGUGAGCGACGAAAAAAAUGGCGCCCCGCGCACGGCUAACAUCGCUGGUGCUGACAGGCGUGUCCUGCUGGGACGCGCAAAAUGACCCCACCCGGGAGUUUCCGAACGUCAAUUUUGCACCGACGAACUCGCCGUCUUUGCUCCGAGAAAAGUAUUUCACGUCCGGCGGAUCGAGUUCAUCUUCCGCUGGAGGUUCGCGGGCCAGCAAUGCUGCGGGAGGUGGAAAUAAGCAAGGAGAUACAAAUUCAAAUAAACACAACCAUCAAGAUGCGAAUCAAAGACGAGAGAGGCGAGCCGGUGCGCGCGACCACGAAAACAAUAAUUACAACAAUCCCUUCAAGGACUGGAGGAAUAAAAAGCCGAUCACCGAACUCGAGUUAUCGCCUGAGGACAUCAUCCAGCGGCGGGCGCUCCGACAGGCGGCGAUCGAAUUUUCCAAUCGAAAAAUGUUUGCCAAAUACGGCCACGCCAGGAAGUACCUGAAUCCGCGAAUGGACGAACCGGGCCAGGAUGAAUAUUUGAGUCCCGACGAAGUGGCGGCUCUCUCGUUGCAAGACUUCACGCACGCUCCAGGGGAAGCGCGGGCGACCGAGGAAAAACACCUGGGUGCCGCUGCGGCCGCGGCCCUGCAAGUUGAUGGGCCGACCAACCACGAUAGGUCAAGCGAUCGGAAGUUGGGGAUUCAAGAGCCGGGAGUCGUGAACCCGGACGGUGUGGAAGCAGGAGGAGGUGUAGCUUCUCCGGAUGUAGUUGUUUCGGCGUCGUCUGCAAGCAGCUCAGUGGACCAGACCGAGGCUGUCUCCUCCUCCGGCACAGCGAGCAGCCGCGAAGAGGAUACUAGUGCCUCUGCGCAGCAGCAGCAACGACAGAAACUUUUCGAGUCCGUGGUGCACAAUGCACGGGCCUCAGAGCGAAAGCGCAUGUUGCAGCACAAACCGGCGAUGGUGAAGUCCGUCACUGACAUAGCGAGACAGUACCUGAGUCAGAUCGUAGAAACAGCGGCAACAGACGCAUCGUCACCGAACGAAGCUGGUGAAACUCCAUCGCGGCGGUCCUUAGGAGAUCCUAGUAGUAAAACAGCCGGCAUUAAGAAUAGUGCUGUACCUCCCGUCGUACCAGGAGGACUAGCAACUUCCAGGCGCGGCUACUUGAAUAGUCUUGUGGAGAAAACACUUUCCGUGCUAGAGAAGACACACGACGACCGCGAGGCUCACAAAGACCCCAAAACAUCUUCCUCACCGGCGGCUUCAACAUCAAACAUAGCAGCAAGGCCAGGGGAGAGCGGCAGCGACUACGCGCGCAGACUGCAAGCAGAGGUCGACGGCGCUUUGAAUACCGUCGUUUCCGAGGAGGAAAGGCAAACCGCCGAAACCGCAAGUCACGAUACCGACUACAAGGAAAUCGACCGUUCGGUGUUCUACAGCCAACUGGCCGAGGUAGAAGCGGUGCUUCGGCACCUAACGACCGGGACUUAUCAAAUGUAAAAAUGUCUGGGUCUGGAAGAUUGCGAGAUUUGUCAUGCAGAUUUUCCAUGACCCAUGAGGUCUGGAAUGCCGGGCCUAGCAUGACAGAGUCUGUAAGGUCUCUGCCAUGCCUAUCCCGCAUGAGAAACUACCUCCCAACUUGGUCGAAAGUGGACAGCUUUUGGCACUCAUGCAACACAGAUUUUUGCAUUAUUCGGAUUUAGCAUGACAAGUUUUAAUCUUCCAGACCCAGACAUUUUUACAUUUGAUAGGACCGGGAGCGCCACGACCGCGCCGCCUGGUGGAGCAGUAAACGCGUAUCCUGUGCAAAAGUAUCGUACUCGUACUAAUUGCUUUUAUGCAUUGCAAAUAUUUUUCUUAAGGCAAAUCCGCAUUACAAAUUCAAUUUGUAAUGCUGAGCUAAUUUGUGUUGCAAUUUAUACUAGUACGAUGCUUUUGCAGUUCAUAACGCGACGUCCACGACAACGACCACAACCUUGGGAUGCAUCCGCAACUGUUGCGAGGACGUGAAAAUAUCCGUGCGCAUCCUCGCGGACGAAUACAUGGAUUUGGGGCUGGGAGUGGUAUUUUUCUCUUUUCCUGCUGGGCUGGUCAGCUGCUUUUCUUUGAGAACACGACUUACCAGCACAGCACGAACACAAAGUUCUGCUUCGAAAUUCAGGUCGUCCUUGAGGACAUCGUCGAAGUGUCAUUGUCGGAAAUAACAGAAAAAAAUUACCCUUUUUACUGACCAAAACAGAACCUGCGCCAGACCUGGUCUGACUUGAGCAAGACGGAGUGCCAGAAGGUGGACUGCCAGUGCGAGAUGAUUUCCGACUGGGUCGAAACACAGUGCAUUUUUUACGUGUCGCAAAUCAUAACGUCCGGCACAGAAGUGCAAAACUACUGUACCGGUGCGGGUGGGACAAGGUCACUCUUCGAAAAAGCAUACUGUCCUGCCGCUUGCUUGCCCGUAGAUUGCAACGACCAGCAGGGCCAACAGUGCAUGGGAACGUGCGGCGACUUUCUCGGUAUAGGGAAUUUUGGAAUACUAUUGGAUUCUUCGCGAAAAAGCGAAAGAAGAUGCGAGGUUGUUAAUAGCAUACUGGAUGUGACUAGUCUCAGGUUGCUCUUCAAUCUCCUUCUCUCUAAAACAAGUAUAAAAUCGCACUAUCUACUACAGAUUGCCGCUGCAGUAACCGUUUAGGAGGCUCUAAGCCGCCACGGUGUGAGGGGCUUACGGAAAUCACGAAGGAACCGUGUUACGAGCCACCGGGAAUCUGUGCCAUGCACACGCCCUCCGUCGGGCAGUGCGCGCCUUACCACUUUUGUCCGAAGAAUUUGUGCAACAUUCUUAAUGUGGUGUGUGUGCCAGACGAUAUGUGCCAGGGGGACGGCAUUUGCAUUCCUAGCACUGGACAAUGCGUGUACCCCAACCUUGCAAAAGGGACGCCCUGCGAGGAUAAUAUCUUCUACACCUACAACAAAACCUGCAACGGCAUGGGGACAUGUGUCGGUAUAGUGAAUUUACUUUUUUAGCUCUUCAUCACCAUCUACACCGGCCAAAGCCGAAAAUCGAUGUUGCUUACUGCAUUUUGAACAUUCUUGCAUUGUUUUUGUUUUGAUGCAAAAAACUAAAACAAGCUUUAGCUUACCACCAGCAGUACCCACGCCGGAAAUUUCAACUUUUCAGGUUUGGUGAACAUGUGCCAGCAGCACAACAUACAAUGUCGCUCGGGCGUCCCAGACUGCACCUUCCUUCCAGGGAACUGCCAGCCAGAAACAGGGCGGUGUGUCUACGAUUUCAAGCCGGACGACACGGAGUGUGAUGACGCGCGCCCGUACACAGUGGGCGACCAGUGUCAAAAAGGUGCUUACAAGUUGUUUUGGUUAGUACAACAAAAAUCGCACGAUAAUUUUCCUGUUUUUUUUUCCGUCAGACGUAGAUUGCGCAUCUUCGUACCUACUAUUUUCUUCAGGUCUGUGCGUUGGGACCAUAGUGGAUCUCUGUGCGAGCGUGGACUGUGCGCCGGUGCAGUGUCAAGACGAAGGGACCUGCCACGAUACGUGUUUUGGUACCUGUGACAAGUCCACUGGUGCGUGCAUCUAUCCAAGAAAACCGAACGGGGUUCCAUGCAACGACCGACAGCCCGACAUUGCAGGCAGAAAGCCCGUUUGCAUUGACGGUGUUUGCGUCGGAGACCCAUAUUUUGGCAACCCGCAGUACAGAACCGUAGGGGAGGGCCAAUGCGUGGACAACCUUGGUAUAACAGCUAUUUUCUUCACUACAGAUGAGGAUUCUAGAUCUAGUACAUGAUGCAGAGAAUCUGAUGACUUCAUGUUUUUUCUAUUUGAAAGAAAACGUAGACGAAACUGAACGGACGCAUUUAAGUUUCUUUUCGUGAAUAGAAUUCUUAUCCACCACCACUACUACAAAAACGUAGGUUUCCGCAUGAACGCGCAGCAGGGAGACGUGGGGGAGGAAAAGGAGUGCAAGAGGCUGUGCACGAUGGAUAACCAGUGCAAGGGUUACAGCUUUGCCUUUCCUGUGUGUACGCUCUUCGGGACGGUACGGUCCACGACAGACAUGCCUGGGUGGAACAUGCUCGAGGGGGACCAGACCCCAGCGCUAGAGAUCGAGCAAGUUCUGAAGCCCCGCCCCGGUGAACCGCAGUUCGUGUGUCGGAAAAAGGUAAAAGUACAAAUUUGUGUUGUCGUGUUAGUCUCAUGUCAGAUUCAAAUCUCUCAACGACUUUUGCUGGCUGAACUUCUGCCUUCGUGAACAAGUUGUUGAUCCAACACAUGACGAACAAAAACGAUCCACAGGCUUUUGAGGGCGAUCCCGAAAGUGUCGGAUUUACGGCGCUGAGUAUCCUGAUAGGCUGGGGUGGCUUUUCGACGAUUUUCAGCAUAAUACUCAUUUUCUACUUCCGUGUGACGAUAUGGGAAGCCAUGCUCGAGGGGAAGGACGCCUUCAUGCGCAGAAAAGACGCCAUGAUGGAGAAAUACCGUGCGGGUCGCCAAGUCGACCGUACUUUUUGUUCAUGAUUUUUUGAUGAAUAAUUUUCAGUUGAUCUUCUCAUAUGAAAUAAAAAAUUGAACGUGCUGCACUGUAAUAUCAUCCGAUGACAGACUCUACUCAUGAUGUACAUGAUAGACAAAGGCAAAGUAAGGAUUGAUUUCCUCCUAAACGCCAAACAGCAUAUUUCGGCGAGGAAGUUGAGUUAGAGAUGGUGAAGGACCGGGACGCGCAGGGUGCCAUACAGGACACGAACCCGCAGGGCGAGGUGGUUGAGAAGAAGGCCCGCGGACGCAAAAUAGUCCAAGACGACGAGGGCAACGAGUACAGCGUCAGUGGGACCCCUUCCAGUGGCUCACAAGGGUCGGCAGGAGGGUCCGAGGAGGGGGACGAAGCACGGUCCCGGAGUCACGAAAGCGGCCAGUCAAGUGGCGGGGACCGACCGGACCCGGCCACGAUCGGGAGCCCCUCCAAAGUGACACCCGAACCCGGGGAGGAAGGAGGGGAGGACCAGCCGUAACGGCGGUGGGUUUAUCCACGACUCAGAUUUUUUUCGAAACCACAGUUUCAAGAACCUUCAAGAAAUGAUCUGUUUUACUACUUAGUCAGAGAACUCAAUUUGAAAGCUAAAGCAUGGCUUUUGCUAGCAACGGAAAUCCUAAGUUUGACUCAAUUUGACACGAAAUAGUUAAAAGCAGAAUACAACGUCCCAGGGAGGAUUUCCCUUACCUGGGCGAGUCCGCUCGUCGCGCUCAGAUGCUCAUCAUUCUUUGGCUCUCUGCGCUUGAUGAAAGGAAAUUUUUACAGUAGACGCGGCGAGAGCUAGGAAAGACGAGUUCGGGCGGGCGAAAUAUGUUGUAUGAAGAAAUACGAUGUUUUUGAAACUUCGUUUGACCUUUAAUCCUUUUACGAAUCAAAAUCCAAAUUAUUGCAUUUGCACCAGCCAGUGGUAGCUCGUCAUCCCCUUGAUGUAGAUGCCAUUGUGCAUAUUGUCACAACACUUGACAAAUUUACCCCAGAAUUAUUGAAAUGCCUUGUAUUUGCAUUGUGAAGUAAUUCUAAUUGGACAAAGAUCCCUUCCAAGGAAAACGAAAACAAGCUACACCAGCAAU